AUGGGCAACAGCAACAGAAAAGGUGUGGAGGAGAUGCAAGAGUGUGAAAGCCAUCAGUGGUAUCGAAAAUUCAUGACCGAGUGCCCAUCAGGACUUCUGACUUUCUACGAAUUCAAGAAGUUUUUUGGCCUGACGAAUUUGACCGAGUCUUCAAACGAAUACGUCAAGACAAUGUUUCAAACUUUUGAUAUGAACGAUGACGGCUACAUAGACUUCAUGGAAUAUGUAGCAGCUCUGAGCCUGGUGUUGAAGGCCAAUGUCCAGCAGCGACUGAGGUGGUAUUUCAAACUCUACGACGUGGACGGAAGCGGCUGCAUCGACAGAGACGAGCUGCUCCUCAUUGUUCGGUCCAUUCGUGCGAUCAGUGGAAUAUCUCAUGAAAUGUCGCCUGAGGACUUUACCAACAUGAUGUUUGACAAGAUCGACAUCGAUGGAGAUGAAGAAAGACGCACUGUGACUUCCUGGUUUGCUCACACAGGCGGUAUGUCUGUGACCCCACGUCGUGUGCGCCUUAAGCCAUGGCUUGUGGCGCAGGUGGACAGUGGGCGAUACCCGGGGCUGCUGUGGAUUGACCGUGAUGCCAUGCGCUUUAAGAUCCCGUGGAAGCACGCCACCCGGCACUCGCCGCAGCAGGAGGACGAAGACACCAUAUUCAAGGCGUGGGCUGUGGAGACCGGAAAGUUUCAGGAAGGAGUAGACGAACCGGAUCCAGCGAAGUGGAAGGCCCAGCUUCGAUGUGCCCUCAAUAAAAGCAGAGAGUUCAAGCAGGUCUACGACGGCACCAAGGAAGUCCCCAUGAACCCACUUAAAAUCUAUGAUGUUUGCGACAUACCACCGUCCUUGACUAACCAAGCUUCAUCUGAUGCUGGUUCUUGGACUCCCGGAGAUGACGAUGGUGGAGAUGAGGAUCCAAACACACCGGACUCUCUCCCUCCUUAUCCGCCCAAUGGCACCAGUCCAUCUCCUCUAAUCCUGUGGUCUCCGUGCUCCGAUGCCUCCAUGCAGCCCCCCAGCUGCCCGCCUCCUUCAAACGAGGGCUGGCCCAAAGAAGAGCCCAAAGUGUGGCCUAAAGAGGAGCCUCAGGACGUAGAGAUGCAGCCUCCACCCAUGGCAGUCAUGGCUCCACCGGUUCUGCCCGGAACCAUCAUGCAACCUCAACCCCUGUCCGAUGCUCUCUACGCCACUCCAGAAACAUGGAUCAGUUCUCUCCCAAUGACCGACCUGGAGGUGCAGUUCCUCUAUAGAGGCAAAGAGAUGUGUCCCACGGUGACGGUCAGUAACCCUCAGGGCUGCAGACUGUUUUACGGAGACUUGGGGCCGAUGGUGAACCAGGAGGAGCUGUUUGGACCAGUGAGUCUGGAGCAGCUGCGCUUCCCGACCACAGAACACAUCACCAACGACAAGCAGCGCGUGUUCACAAACCGCCUGCUGGACGUGAUGGACCGCGGUCUCAUCCUGGAGGUGAACGGACACGAUAUUUACGCCGUGCGCCUCUGUCAGUGCAAAGUGUACUGGUCCGGCCCCUGUGCGCCAAACCCUGCAGCCCCUAACCUCAUCGAGAGACAGAGAAAGGUCAAACUCUUCUGUCUCGAGUCUUUUCUCAGCGGUGUGAUUACUAAUCAGCGCGGCCAGACACCAGUCCCUCCUAAUUUUGAAAUCAGUCUGUGCUUUGGAGAGGAGUGGCCCGACGGUCGUCCCAGAGAGAGGAAACUGAUCAUGGUCCAGGUCAUCCCUGUCGUGGCGCGUAUGAUCAGUGAGAUGUUUUCUGGAGACAACACUCGGUCCUUUGACAGUGGCAGCGUCCGUCUGCAGAUUUCAAUUCCAGACAUCAAAGACAACAUAGUGACGCACCUGAAGCAGCUGUAUUGCCUGCUGCAGACUCACCAGGGGCAGGACGGCUGGGCCAUGCCUCCUGGUCCUGGUCUGAACAUUGUACAAGCUCUGCAGCAUUCGCAGUGA
Molecule: messenger RNA, 1959 nt
Organism: Knipowitschia caucasica
Lineage: Eukaryota; Metazoa; Chordata; Actinopteri; Gobiiformes; Gobiidae
Source: the annotation of a GenBank genome assembly